AUGGGAGGACAAUCAUCCACAGCGCCCUUCUGGCGUUGCGCGUCGCUCAUUCUAAUCGUCGCCCUGCUCGCAGGAUGCCCGGGAGUGGCCUACGACGGCUUCCUGUUGGGCUGCCUGGUGUGGAUGGACACCGACGGCGACCGCGCCCCCUCCCUGGGCGAGGAGCAGACCCUCGUCCGGCGCGGAUCCUUCGUCCUGGGCACCGCCCAGCCCAGCGGCACCCUGCGAAUCGUGCCGGCUUCGGUGGACAGCUACAACAGCCUGGACACCUGCUUUGACACCGCCACCCUCUGGCCGGAGACGCUGCCCCUGGCGGCGCCCCAGCCCUCCGACUGCAGAGCCAACAUCACCAUCAGCCCCCUCUCCACCCUUGCUGUCUACGCCAACUCCAGCAGGGCCGCGCUGCGCGACGACCUGGGCCUGGUGCCGGCCCCCAUGGACGCCCACAACGCCUACUCGACGGCGCUGCUGGGCAACAGCGACGCUCGCGCCGAGCUGGCCAAAGAGGUGGAGGUCAAGAUGCUCAUCCUCACGUCCCUGCAGCUGCUGGUCCCCGGCGCAAGCGACGCCGAGUACAAGCAGAGCGCCAUCCCCCUGUUCGAGAUGCUGGGCAACAUGAUCCUUGAUCGGCCGCGGCGGCGGCGCAGUCUGCUGACCGGCGGCUCCCUGGAUCUCACCGACGCCGACAGCAUUGCCAGCUUCCUGAGCCAGGCGCAAGGCAUGCUGAGCAGCACCGCCGCCACCAGCAGCAUGAGGGCGUCGGUGGCCAAGGCGGUGGCGGUGCUGAUCAAGUACACCGACUACCUCCUGUCGGUGACCGACGUCCAGAAGGCGUCCUCCCUGGCGCAGUCCCUGCUCCUCCCGGCCACCGCCGCGCUGCAGGAGGGCAGCCUGACGCCGGCCCAGUUCGCGCGAGCCACCAACGCCACAGCCAUUGCACUCGCGCUCAGCGGCGCCACGCUGGACGGCACGCUGUGGGGCAACCCCACGCCGGGCGAGGACGCCACCGGCGAGUCCGGGAUCAUGGAGGGGGGACAGGGGGGUGGCAACCACGCCAAGCUGGUGGGAGGCCUGCUGGGAGGCAUUCUAGGCGGUGCAGUGGUGCUACUGGCCGCCGUGGCGGCGCACCUGGCCCUGCAGCUGUGGCAUGCGCAGCGCAGGCAGCAGCAGGGGCCCCCGGCGGCGCCGGCGAGUGCUGCACCCGUCGCCUCCUUCACCCUGGCCGCCGGGCAGCCAGAGCUGCUGACCAGCGCCAAGCUGGCGCAGGGGCCGGAGGCCACGAGCAAGACCUCCCUCGGCGCCCUGAUGCCACGGCCGCCCGGCCCAGAUGCGUCCCCUUCGGCCGCGGCCGGCGGAGUUGGCGCGGAGGAGAGCGCGCGAGGAGGAGCCCCGUGA
This is a messenger RNA of Auxenochlorella protothecoides, 1395 nucleotides long. RefSeq lists its product as hypothetical. Bases 1 to 1395 code for a protein of 464 amino acids. The transcript has 7 exons. NCBI's taxonomy places the organism in Eukaryota, Viridiplantae, Chlorophyta, Trebouxiophyceae, Chlorellales, Chlorellaceae. The record is from RefSeq and is a predicted model, not a curated record.